Molecule: messenger RNA, 2219 nt
Organism: Arachis duranensis
Lineage: Eukaryota; Viridiplantae; Streptophyta; Magnoliopsida; Fabales; Fabaceae
Product: protein LONG AFTER FAR-RED 3
Exons: 17
Coding region: 330-2057 (575 amino acids)
Molecular function (GO): hydrolase activity, acting on carbon-nitrogen (but not peptide) bonds
Source: RefSeq, a predicted model, not a curated record
CUCAGACAUUUAGUUUCCGAUCAUUGGAGAUGCUUUAACUCACCUCUGCUCAACACAGUUCCCCAUUUCUCUUCCUCUUCCUCUCCCGCUGUGGUUUGUCACCGGCGCCAGAAACGACUCUUUAGCCCUCUUCGACGUCGUUCCUCUGGUUGAGCUUCGUGCUUCCGUUUCAUUCACUGUGUCUUGUUAUUUGAAAUUUUUUACGUGGUUGAUGCUGCUGUUCCGAAUAACAUUAGCACAUCAAGACGUGAAUUUCAUGAUUUUCUGAGGCUAUUUUAGGAAAUUGCUACAGUACUCCUGGAUAUUACAUUGGGACAGAAGAGUGCCCAAUGAACUCUCUUCUCAAGCUGCUCUCCACUGCCAUAGCUCUCCUCUCCAUUCUUUCUUUCUCCUUUCUUCACCCAACUCAUUUCUUGGGUUGGAAGGCACUAAUGUCGUCUCAGCAAGUGGCAGAUUUGGUUGUGAGGAAUGGGGUGAUAUAUACAGGUGAUGAUUCUCUCCCGUUUGCAGAAUCCAUGGCAGUGGCCAACGGGAGGGUUGUCCGUGUUGGAAACCAUUCCUAUGUGCAGGAGUUGGCCAGCUAUGGAACUGAAGUGUUGGAUCUUGGUGGGAAAGUUGUGGUUCCGGGGUUUAUUGAUUCCCAUGUGCAUUUCAUACCUGGUGGAUUGCAGAUGAUGCAGGUGGAUCUGACAGGUGUGAAUAAAAAGGAUGAGUUUAUCAGAAGGAUCAAAGAUGCAGCACAAAGUACAAAACGAGGUUCUUGGAUUUUGGGUGGAGGAUGGAACAAUGAUUUAUGGGGAGGAGAUCUGCCAGCUGCAUCUUGGAUUGACGAUUUCACUCCUUACAAUCCCGUAUGGCUAUCAAGAACAGAUGGUCACAUGGGCUUGGCUAACUCAGUGGCACUAAUGUUGUGUGGCGUGACAAACUUAACAGCUGAUCCGAGUGAAGGGACUAUAAAGAGGACUCCAGAUGGAGAACCUACUGGAUUGCUGAUCGAAUCUGCAAUGUCACUUGUCAUGUCGCAGAUUCCAGAGGAUUCAGUAGAUAAUAGGAGGGAGGCACUGCUUAGAGCAAGCAAUCUUGCCCUGGAAAGGGGUGUGACAACAGUUGUUGAUAUGGGAAGAUAUUAUUCAGGGACUUCAGCAAAUCUUUCUUGGGAGGAUUUUACAGAUGUUUAUCAAUGGGCUGAUUCUAUGUCAAAAAUGAAAGUUAGAGUGUGUUUAUUUUUUCCAAUGGAGACAUGGUCACGUUUAGUGCAUGUGAUCAACAAGAUGGGUUAUGCCUUGAGCGAAUGGGUGUACAUUGGUGGUGUCAAAGCUUUUGCUGAUGGCUCAUUGGGUUCCAAUAGUGCAUUGUUUUAUGAGCCGUAUGUUGACGAUCCAAACAAUUAUGGCCAACAACUUAUAGAGUCCGAAGCUCUUUUCAACAUGGCUUUGGAGUCAGAUUUAUCUGGUCUGCAGAUUGCAAUCCAUGCUAUAGGGGACAAAGCAAAUGACCUGAUCUUGGACACAUAUGGCUCAGUUGCCUCUACAAAUGGACCGAGAGAUCGAAGAUUUAGGAUUGAGCAUGCUCAGCAUCUGGCUAUGGGAGCUCCACACCGAUUUGGCAAACAAUGGGUUAUUGCUUCUAUGCAGCCAGAUCACUUGCUGAAUGAUGCGGACACUGCCAGGAAAAAGCUUGGCAAAGAUAGGGCUGACAAUGGAUCUUAUUUAUUUCGGUCACUCUUAGAAAACAAUGCAUUAGUGGCAUUUGGUUCUGACUGGCCUGUGGCAGACAUAAAUCCCUUAAGUGGUAUAAAGACAGCAAUGAGAAGACAGCCUCCUACAUGGGAAAAUGCAUGGAUUCCAUCAGAGUGCAUUUCAUUAGAUGAUGCGAUAAAGGCGUAUACCAUUUCCGCUGCUCGGGCAAGCUUCCUUGACAAUGAUCUGGGAUCCUUAUCUCCAGGGAAACUUGCAGAUUUUGUCAUACUAACCACUCAUUCCUGGGAAGAGUUUGCUGAAAGUGCAUCUGCAUCUAUUGCCGCAACAUAUAUUUCCGGUGUGAGAGCAUAUCCUUGAAGGUAUUCCAUAAUCUAUUUCAAGUUUUACAAUCAAAUUUGCAUCAGAUGUGCCGAAGGAAAGAAGGUUGUAGCGCCAGUCCUCUCAGGUUUUAAUUUCACAUACGCAUGAGAAUGUGAGAAAACAUUAUUUUAAUUCCAUAUUGGUGUAUUGAUUAUUUCA